UUAAGUCGAAAAUAAACGUUUACUUAAUUUUAAAAUUCUUCAAUAAUAUCUCAAUUUGUAAAAUACAUUGAAGUAAUUUACAAAGAUAACAUAAAAUUACGUAUUCUUUGGUAUUGUUUGACGUUAAAUUUCUUUUAUAAAUGAUAACGCAGUGUCGGACGAGAGGCGAUGAACGGCUGUUGUUCCAUCUCCCGGACACUUGUUGACCCGCAAUUUAUAAUUCGUUUUUAAUAUAUUUUUUAGUCUAAUAGUUUUAGCACUAGUAAAUAAAAUGACUGAAAAUACGAAUAGAAGAGUACAAUAUUUGGCUGGCAUUUGCGCUUCGUUGGCGUUUACGUUUACUGGAGCUACUAUUUCAUGGUCAUCGCCUGUUAUUCCAAAGAUCAAAAGUGGGGAAGUAAAUAUACAGCUGACGAAUGCGCAGAUAUCAUGGGUGGUGGCUCUAGCAGCGCUGGGCGCUCUGCCCGGCUGUUACAUCGGGCAGGUGCUGAGCGAGCGUCUGGGUCGUCGUCGAACAAUAUGUGGUGCAGCGGUGCCUGGAAUUGCAGGUGCGGCGAUGAUAUUAUUCACAAAAACACCUGAGGUGAUGUACGUUGCUAGGAUAUUGAUGGGUAUAUCGAAUGGGAUUACGGCGGUCGUGACAAUGAUUUACUUAACAGAAAUAGCGGACAAGGAAGUGCGUGGUGCGUUAGGCAUGGUCGUACAAGUUAUGAUAAACCUCGGAGCACUUGCGAUGUACGGCAUAGGGCCCUUCGUGUCGUAUAACGUUCUCAACUCGCUUGUAACCACUCUGCCGAUAUUUAACAUGCUCGUGUGUCUGUGGAUACCAGAGUCACCGUAUUAUCAUCUCAAAGAUGAGAGAUAUGCUGAGGCUAAAAAAGCGUUUAUGAUGAUCAAAGGAUGCAAGGAUCAAAAGUGGGCUGAUCAACAGUUGGGACUAAUCCGAAUGCAUGUGAGAGAAAGUAUGGAAAACAAAUCAACGCUAAAAGAACUGUUGUGCAAAGUUAAGUACAGGAAAGCUGUGUAUAUUAUAGCAGGUCUGAAAAUAUUUCAAUAUAUGACGGGUAGUUUGGCGAUUCAGUCUUAUUUAGAAAUCAUCUUCACUCAAAGCACUUCGAUAUCGGGACCUUACGUCAGUAUUGUAUAUGGCUUUGUCCAGUUAGGAGCCGGUGUGGGGGCAACAUUCCUGGCCGGAUACUUCGGGCGACGUAUCCUUAUGAUCGUGUCCUGUUCUGGUGUUGCACUUUCUUUAACAGCUGUGGGAAUCUACUUUUAUUUGCAAGAUUAUAUCAAAAUAAAUUCCGCAACCCUCAGUGCGAUAUCUUUCGUGCCUUUAAUAGGGGUUUUAGUAUUUAAUAUUUUAUACGCUGUAGGUAUUGGUACAAUACCUUAUAUAAUGCAAGCGGAAUUAUUCCCUAUAAAUGUUAAAACUGUAGCAUCGAGUGCAGCUACUAUGAUAUCUUGUAUUUUAAAUUUUACGGUGACGAAAUCAUAUCAAAGUAUAAAAGAUGUGUUCGGACAUUACAUUGUGUUUUGGAUAUUUGCGGGUAUUGCGUACGUUGGUGUGUUUUUCGUAUAUUUUCUAGUUCCUGAAACGAAAGGUAAGAGUUUGGAAGAGAUACAAGAUUUCAUGCAGGGGCCACGGCACUUGGAGACGGAAGUGCUGAAUGUACCAGAGGCUAUUCAAGCUAAGAGAGACGAUGCUUAG
Molecule: messenger RNA, 1708 nt
Organism: Papilio machaon (common yellow swallowtail)
Lineage: Eukaryota; Metazoa; Arthropoda; Insecta; Lepidoptera; Papilionidae
Product: facilitated trehalose transporter Tret1
Exons: 8
Coding region: 272-1708 (478 amino acids)
Biological process (GO): transmembrane transport
Cellular component (GO): membrane
Molecular function (GO): transmembrane transporter activity
Source: RefSeq, a predicted model, not a curated record